Molecule: messenger RNA, 393 nt
Organism: Puccinia graminis f. sp. tritici CRL 75-36-700-3
Lineage: Eukaryota; Fungi; Basidiomycota; Pucciniomycetes; Pucciniales; Pucciniaceae
Exons: 3
Coding region: 1-393 (130 amino acids)
Source: RefSeq, a predicted model, not a curated record
AUGGGCCUGAAUCUCAUCAUACUCAGCGUAUUUGUGUCCCGAAUAAUAUUGAUAGCGGCUGCAGCUGCUAGCAAUUAUGACCCCUAUAAACCCAAUCUAAUUAGAAGCGAAUAUUUCCAAAUGGGCCAGACAAAUGUUAGUUUCUGUCAUCAGAUAAAUUCCGGCAAGGGAAUUCCUAUCAUCAUGCCAAACUCUACCCAAGGAACCUACGGGGCUGUUCAGCCAGCCACACCGUUGAGCUUGACCCCGACCAAGUGUUCCAACUUCAAAUGCACAAAGAUACCCAUAUUUCAUCCCCCUGUGAUGUCCAGCUGCAAGACAAUUGUCCAAACACUGCUGAAUAAUUCGACCGGAACGUUCAUUGCACCACCAAGUAAGCCGAGCUCAUUAUGA